This is a messenger RNA of Medioppia subpectinata, 1319 nucleotides long. Lineage: Eukaryota; Metazoa; Arthropoda; Arachnida; Sarcoptiformes; Oppiidae. The record is from the annotation of a GenBank genome assembly.
AGGGAAUGGGAGGACUGCAGACAAUACAACUCCAGGGCGGAGGUCAACAGCAGGUGAUAUCCGCCUCUCCCGCAGCUCUACAGAGUCUGAGUAUAACUCCGUCGGGGAAUAUCGUGGCCAACGUUCCCAAUGCUGGCCAACAGGUGGGGCCUAUGAGUCCCGUUCAAGCCAUUCAAAUCGCAAACGCGGGCCAAUUCAUGACUCAGCAGAUCCAACAGGACCCCAACGACCCCACGAAGUGGCAGUUGGUCUCCACGCCCACCAAUGUGUCGGUUCAGAAUCAACUUCAGGGCCAGUUUGCGGCCACGCCUACGACCGACGGGACGGCAACGCCGGGCAGUGAGCCGGGAACGGGUCGUAAGAUGAGACGAGUGGCCUGUACUUGUCCUAACUGUCGCGACGGUGAGGGCAGGAAUAGUGAGACUAAGAAGAAGCAACACAUCUGUCAUAUUCCCGGAUGUAAUAAAGUAUAUGGAAAGACAUCUCAUCUGAGAGCUCACCUGCGAUGGCACACAGGAGAACGACCCUUUGUCUGCAAUUGGCUCUUCUGUGGCAAACGAUUCACCCGUUCUGAUGAACUACAGCGACAUCGAAGGACACAUACCGGCGAAAAGCGAUUCCAAUGCGCCGAAUGUUUGAAGAGGUUUAUGAGAAGCGAUCACUUGUCGAAACACCUGAAGACACAUCAGGCGAAGAAAGUGAGUCAACAGCAACAGAGCGACGACACGGCGCUCACUAUCGCGGCCACGGCUGAGAUGGCUAUGGAUUCGGAACAAACAGAUCUGGCCAUCAAUGAGAGUAUCUUAAUUGUUGAAAACAAAACACACACCACUUCUCAGCGAUCUUUUCACUUCAAACGCGACAAAAGCGAGACUUUGAGGCAAACAUUCGCCAGAAUUGCGUUGAAUAUCAACAAGUCUUUGAAGAAGAAGACAAAGACUAAGUCCAAGACCACCGCUCAAACCGAUGCCCACACCGUUGACAUUCAGCUCAUCAGCGAUGGGCUCAGCGUUUCUCAAGACUCGGCCAACACUCAUGUCUGGAAAUCAGGGCAAACUCUUGUGGUGGGAGUGAAGAAAUACGAUGUCUUCGUGAACGCGCCGACAGUCAAAUGGAUGCGAUUACUCAAAAUGGGAACCGAUAAACAAACAAAACAAACGGCCAAAGACUCUGAAAAUAGUGAUUGGAUUUUAGUUGGAGAAGGAUUUUAUUACGAGACCACUAGUGAUGAUAUCGGCUCUAAACUCAAAGUGGUUUGUCAUCCGUUGAAUGGCAGACAAUGCGAAGCCAUUUCGGAGCAUCCGAUUGAAGCGAAUCCC